Messenger RNA from Peniophora sp. CBMAI 1063, 2346 nucleotides. The record is from the annotation of a GenBank genome assembly. NCBI's taxonomy places the organism in Eukaryota, Fungi, Basidiomycota, Agaricomycetes, Russulales, Peniophoraceae.
AUGGCAGACUCACUUGCAUUGCGCCUGCCUGUGGAGCUGCUAUUAGAGAUAUUUAAACUCGCCGCGGACGAUGAAAAAGAAGACCUGGGAGCCAAGACUGCCUUCCGGCUUGCAGCUGUAUGCCGAGCUUGGCGCACUCUGUUGCUUGACUACGGACCGGCGUGGUCUUCUAUCUCUCUUGCACGCACGCCAGUGACUGAGAUCAUGCUUCAACGAUCCAAAACAGCCUGUAUAUCUCUCCGCGUUGAUCUUCGCUAUGCAGUCAACCAUCGCGAACUGGAGCGGCGCGUUGCUGCAGCUCGCCUUGCUCUCACUCAAGCGCUCGACCGUACCAGGGAGUUAUACGUCGCUGGUCGACAGCCCGCGCUUGUCGCACAGGUUUUAGCGACAUUGUCGGCACCGAAACCUGCUUUAGAAGUGCUGGAGCUGAGCGCAUACGAACCUGGACAUAUGUCUGUUUACUCCCUCGGGCCCACACAUCUCGCAGGGAACAUGCCACUAAGACGCUUGGCUCUCCAAAGUACACAUCUAUCCGAAGGUUCUGGAGCAUUAUUGCGCGCGCACUGCGCCUCACUGGUUCAUCUAGAACUUCACACUGUCCAGGGUUUGACCCUAUCGGCACUGCUUGACCUUCUCUCGGCCGCUCGGGAGUCGCUUCAAGUCGUGAUGAUGGAGUCUAUGGCGCUUUCCUCACUAAACGAUCUUCCGCCUCAGCAAAUCCAUCUUCCUGCCUUGCGCCUAAUGUCCUUCAAAGGACUAUAUCCCCCCUUCAGGCAUGGAACACCUGUGGCAUUGCUAAAUCAUGUCACAUACCCUACGACAGCCCGUUUCAAGAUGCACAUGCAUGUUACACACGCCACUCUCGCUCCCGGAACCCAAGAUCUCCCAUAUGCUCACCUUGCGUCACGCGGGUUGGACUUCAAAACCGCAUUACUUAGCCCGAUCGAGGCGCCGCGCCAACCUGGCUUGCGCCUGCGCUGCUGGUCUUCCCGCGCCAUCCCUGACAUCUUUAACCUCGAUCAACGCCCUCCUGCACCACUCGACCUCCGCGUAACACGCGGAGCCGACACACCAGAUGCAGUGGCCGUGGCGGCUUUGGCUGCUCUCGGAGCAGCGGCGAACAUUGCAAGCGUACGCCGUCUGGCAGUUGCGCCUCUUCGCCCCGAUGUGCCAUGGGCACGUAUCCUGUCGCGUAUACCGCAGUUGAAUGAGUUGAGUGUAUAUGGGCCCUCGAUCGUGGACAAUCUUCUGCUCGCAUGUGCGAAGCAUGAGCCCAGCGCGCCAUAUAUUGUUGGGGAGCUCACCGCCACUCCAUUCUUGAAGCGCCUUGCGACACUCAAUAUCUUUGGGCUCAACCUUGUGCCACCCCCGGAGAGCUAUCCCGCUCUUGCAUAUGUCGCAUCUGGUCAGGAAAGUCAUCACGCGUCACUGAAGAACCUUCUAUCCUCACUCCCGCACCGCAUCGAGGAACUCUGUGUCUGUUACUGCGACGCGCGUGCCAGCGAUAUGGAUCAACUGGCGCAGUACGUGAGUGGGGAGCGUAUCGUCUGGGACGGAAGUACGAACGGCACGAAGAGCCUUCCGCUCAGCAUGUUCCCUCGCGGAAUAUCUACACGGGCUGCUGGACAUCCUACGGUGGGCCCAGUCGUAUGGGGCGGUGUUGAUCAGGAUGACUGGGCUUUGGAAGGUGGCGGCGGUGGCGAUGGAUUGGGGUUAGGGUUAGGCAUGGGCGGCCAUAUGCAUCAACCCCCGCCUCCAGCACCUGCACCGCUCAAUCAAUGGCACCAUGCCCAUCACUUCCACAAUCAUUUUGGCAUAGGGCAUCAUCACCACAUUCAUGGGCACGGACACGCCGCGGGCGUACACCAGCCUCCUGCAUUCUGGCCUAUCAUGGGCGGUGGGCUUCACCAGCCGGCUCCUGGGCUAUCACUCCACGGCCACGGCGCCGCAGGCAAUCAUCAUGCAGAGCUGGACCCCAUCGGCCACUUGUCUGACUCCGAGGACGAGGACUUGAUAGGCGAUAUCAACCCCGCGACGCUCGUCCAACCUGGUGCUGUUGCGAUCGGAGAACAAGCUCUCGGACCGAUAUUUAACGACAACGGCAACGGCGAGAACGCGGCACAGAUGUUCUUCACCCAACUGCAAGCGAAUGCGCAGGCUCCACCUCACUGGCAGCCUGGACCCCCUCCCUUACCUCCGGCUCUGCAGUACCCGAUACACCACGCCGUGCAUUGGGGACACAAUAUGGCGGUGGAACAAGUUGCUGCCGCGUUUCAGAACAUUGUGCCCCAGGCCAACGCACCUCACGACAAUGGCGAUAACGCCGCUCAUCAUGAUCCCGCGUAG